AUUGUGAAUUCUCGAUAACUCUGGUAAGAUCUGACAACAAACGAUAUGAGAGUAUCAUGAUAUUGAAUGUAAUAGCUUUAGUUUAUAAAUGAUUAUGUGUUUUGUUUGUGAUUGUUAUCCACACAUGUGUUGAUAUGAUGUCAUGUGUGUAGUUCUGAUAUUAUUAAUUAGAAUUAUCAACACAGUGUCUUCAGGUAAUAAACAUCCUUAUUCCAUUUAUUAACAAUGAGUGUCUGUAAAUAGUUUGUCAGGAAGUGACAUCGGACAGAUAUUCAGUGGGUUUGUAGUUCUUCAUCAAGGACAGACUGUCUAUCUAGCUAAACUUACUCUGUGGUAUUAACCACGAAUUGAAUAGCUUCGAUAAACCUUAUAUGCUAACGAGACAUAUUAUCCUUGAUGUAUUGCGUAAUCACCAUAUUAAUAGGCGUUAUGAAUUUUGAUUGAUUACAAUGACGUUAUUUUCCUCCACUCCAACGCUAUCAGCAUUUAUUCCGAGUAAUGAAUAUCAUUCAUUUGGUUCAUGAUCCUAUUGACGUUAUAAUUACUUCCGAUAUCCAUGUAAUUCAUAUCAACAUUCAAGAAAAUUUCAUAUUCUGUGCAUAUUAGUGAAUGUACAUUUCAGAUAUUAAUAGGACUGGAUUCAUCGAAAACAGUCAUAAUUUUGAUUAUGAAAUCAAUUCAUGGUACUCGAACUAUAGAACUAGCAAAUAAUUUAUUGAAAGUAUACUCUUUGUUUGAGGUGAUUCAACAUUCAUGUCGAAAGUAAUUAUUGUACGCAGCACUUUUUGUGGAGAUAAUCCUGAUGUUAAGUAUUUUGUACAAAGAUUAUACUAUUCAACAAACUGUUUUCUGGUCUCCAAACGUAAAACCUAAAGGUUUGAAUAGUCGGCAAUUUAGUUAAGUAUAGAUGGUUCAGAAGUAGAUAUCAAGAUUAGUAUUAUGUUUAGUGAAUAUGUUAAAUAGCGAUUAGGAAAGAUAGAAUGUGUGGGCAGUUGAACCUUCAGACAUCCUGUAUGAAUUGGAGAGCUAUAAUAUCUUAAUUUGGUAAAUUGUAGACUUUUCUUUAGUUUCUUCAGAAAUCUUCGUUUAGUGGGAGUUUUUUCAAAGUGAAGCAUUAAAGAAUAAAUAACUUGGAGAUGAUUUACUUGGAGUGGAUCAACGAACCAGUGAUAUGACUUUGAGGAUAUACUUCGAAAUGUUUGCUUAUAAGAGGUCCGAGAAAAUAAUAUUUAACCAAAUCACUGGUCCGGGUGAACAAUUUCUUUGUGAAAUGACUGAAUUUAUGUUGGCUAUCAGAUCUUACUUCCAACUGAUUACUUAGUUAAGAUAAAUAGACAUAAUAAUAAGUAAAUAAAUAAUAUCACUAGUGUGUAAUUUAACCUAAUGAACUUUACGUAGAUGUUAUUACAAAUAUAUUUUCUGUAUUAUUUUAAUUCAUUAGUAUUGAUUAGUACGUUGGAAUGUUUGCGAAGUGUUAGAAAACACAGAUUUAUAUGUAAAUAUAUGUGUGGAUUACUUCAUAAAAAUUAAAAUUUGUUGAGUUCUUGAAUGUUAUGAAUUUCAUAUGCUUAGAAAGUAUUUCUGAAAAUGAUUUCUCAUACUUUCAAAGGUUUUAAAGAAUUCAUUUCACCCAUAGGAAGAAUUAAUGAAAGAAUUCAUAUAUGCAAUUAAGGUUCGGUAUGAACAAAUUAAAAUAUACUUGUUUUUCUACAGAGUGUGGUGUUUUGUAUUCGAUAUUAUCCUUAAACUUCGUAUAUUGUUCGCCCUGAUAACAGUUACUAGAUAACGCCCCAAUGGUGUAUAAAUAUCAGAAGGCAAAUACGAAGUGUUGAUUACGCUUAUUAUUGCACCAAUCAGAGGUUACCAAAAUUACAGGCGCGUUAAGCAAGUGUGAAAGAGUAGUGCCGAAAUGCACACGAGUGAGCGUGCGAAUCAAAUUAGCGAGCGAGUGAUCGAGUCAAUGAACGAGUAUGCGAUUCAAUGAACAGGAUUAAAAUGUACAUAUAUAUACAUAUGGAAGUGAAUGAAUCAUCGAAUCAAUUAAGUGACUAAUAUAAGACUAGCAGAAUGAAUAUAUGCGUAGUGGGUAAGCAAUGCUCAAGCACACAUAUUCAUACAAGUGCAACAAUAGUAAGGGUACAAUAUCAUAGAUAGGUUGUUAUUGUACGAAUGACACUGUCCGUUAACAAAAGGGCAUAAGCAAACUAAAUAUGAACAAACUCAAUGGUACGUGAGUUGCCACAAGAGCAUCAAUAUCACAUCACUAUGUUUAGUGAAAAUUACACAAAAGGAAUAUUGGGUUUAAACGUCUGCAGUUAAUUCAAUCACAACUUCAUAUCAAGCUGACUUUUAAUCUAUUUUAUUUAGCAUAUAAUCAAUCCUUGAAAAUUUAUAUUUUGUGUAAUGAACGUUUAGUAUUUGCUUUUGUUUAUUUUGGUUGAUAAUUUAGACUAUUACUGUAAAUUUAAUUGAUUUAUGUGAUUUUUGAACAUCUGAUAAUAAUACAAUACAUUUUCAUACUGUUUACUUGUAAUUUGAGUUCAUGAUUUUUCCCUUUUGGAUUUCUAGACUUAUUGGGAUUAGUUGUUUGGUUAAAUUAUUUCAAUUUCACAUCUCGCAUCACAAUUUUCCUGGACAUUUCUCACGAUGGACUAUGGACCCUCAUAGAACUGGUCUUUAUAAUCUUCGCUGCCAUCAUUGAUGGGCGCGCGGCGCUGAAUGAAAUCCAUUAUAAUCUAUUCUUUGUUCUGAAGGAUACUUCUAUGAUCCUGGGUCCAUGAAAUUUCCGUCAUAUAAGCGCUUCCUGUGCUCCUUUGGAGAGAGUUAGUGGAACUCUAUAUGUGCGCGAGGCAUUUUCUUCUUCGUGACGAAAAUAUAACGAAACCUCUUCCAAAGCUAUUUUUUCUUCCCAGCUUGUGCCUAAUGGGUUUCACUCAUUUAAAGGAAAAAAGAUUGCGUUAUUCAUUUCUGCAACUAUUUGAAUGACCCUACCAGUCUUCUACAUAGCGCAAACAUUUUUUGUACCCACAUUAAUUAUUACUCUGGUUGUCAGAAGGGAUAUUGGCCUCGUGACUCUUGAGGGAUCUCGGCCUCCACCACGAGGCUUCACUACUCUCCUUUAUGGAGACCCCUCAACCUUUAAGACAGAGCUUCAAUUUUUGAAGUGACUUUCUGGUCAUCGUUUUUUUUUAUCGAGGUUCUAUUUUUCUGGAAGGGGUUGCUAACCCCAUACCUGACUACCUUUAUCCGGGUUCGGGACUAGCAGUAACCCUAGAAGGGCUUCAGGCAGGGUUGAUUUCACCUCACGGUAAUUUUCUCAGAAAUGCGUAUCUUCAAGUACAGAUAAAAGGUAUUUCUGUUUUCGAACUCCAAUCAAAAUUGUCUUACUUCAGAAACGAUUUCUCAAAUGCUUUUUAUUAUACCUCCUUACAGUAACCUACCGAGUCUGUGAUAAACUGUUCCUGCGAUAUCUGAACUUAUCUAAAAACCAUUUUGGAAGGAUUGAGUAUUUCCCUGUCUUUGUGAGUGAAAUUUGGUCCGCAAAUAGUUGUAGUUGUGAGCUAUUUUGUUGAUUUAUGUAACAUUUUCAAUAUACUUCACUUGAAUUGCUUGUAUCCACUUUGUAGGACUUUCAGGAAAAUCUCAACUUCUUUUUGCGGUUGUGUUUACAUCACGUUACAUGGAUUUGUUCUUCAAUUUCAUUUCACUGUAUAACACCAUCAUGAAGCUUUUCUUUAUCAUUUGCUCUUGUGCGACCGUCUACCUCAUGUAUUUCAAAUUCAAGGCUACCUACGAUUCUAAUCAUGAUACAUUUAAUAUGUAUUUGUUACUGAUCCCCAGUCUGCUACUAGGAUUAGUGGCCAAUUACGAAUUUUCUUUAUAUGAGGUACUAUGGGCUUUCUCAAUUUACUUGGAAUCGGUUGCUAUCAUGCCUCAGUUGUUUAUGAUUAGCAAAACUGGCGAAGCUGAAACAAUCACUUCUCACUACUUAUUUGCGUUAGGAUCAUACCGUGCGUUAUAUUUGUUCAACUGGAUAUACCGUUAUGUUUUCGAUGAUUAUCUCGACUACAUUGCUGUUGUUGCGGGUAUUGUACAAACAUUAUUGUACUGUGACUUCUUCUAUUUGUAUAUAGCUAAAGUUAUGAAAGGACGAGACUUACGAUUACCUGCCUGAUCUCUACUAAUUUCCAAUAUUUCUUUCUUCGACUUCAUGAUGUUUUUGCUUUGUUUCUCUAUAGUUGUGUUAUAAUAUAAAAUGGUCUUAUGC
Schistosoma rodhaini is the source of this 4267-nucleotide messenger RNA. Lineage: Eukaryota; Metazoa; Platyhelminthes; Trematoda; Strigeidida; Schistosomatidae. The record is from the annotation of a GenBank genome assembly.